This is a messenger RNA of Lates calcarifer (barramundi perch), 7497 nucleotides long. It is a transcript of the gene stk32a, whose product is annotated as serine/threonine kinase 32A. Gene Ontology annotation, molecular function: G protein-coupled receptor binding; G protein-coupled receptor kinase activity; ATP binding. Bases 3650 to 4870 code for a protein of 406 amino acids. The transcript has 13 exons. The record is from RefSeq and is a predicted model, not a curated record. Gene Ontology annotation, biological process: protein phosphorylation; G protein-coupled receptor signaling pathway; regulation of signal transduction. Lineage: Eukaryota; Metazoa; Chordata; Actinopteri; Centropomidae.
GGUCAAGAGGAUCACUGUGAGUUUUGGUCUAAAACAUUUACUACUGAGAUGACAUAAAUUAGUCAUUUGUCUAUUCAUCAUGGUAGUUCAUGAAUCAUAGCCCACAUUCAUCAAAAUGCUAAAAAUAAACUCUGGAUUUAAGUGAAAGAUAAAAGCAAAAAUCCCUUACUUUUACUCAAACAACACUAACAACAAGAAUAAAUCUGGGAUUGAAUGUAUUUACAAUCACUGUCCAAGGAUCUCAAUCGUCUGCACUUGUCAGCAUGGUACUAAAUUCUACCUAUUAUAUGAUUUCUCUAAGGUACCCCGUCUACCAACAGCAGAAUAUCUUGCAGCAGAAACUUCCAUUUCAUUUAGUUUCCUAUUAUUUCAUCCCUAUAUAUUCAUACAUUUUAAAUAAACUGUUUUGUUGUUAAUUUACCAUGUGAAAAUUCCCAGAGCUCCAAAGAUUUCAUACAAGUAAAAUGAAAAUGAAAUGAUAUACUGUAUGUUCUUGAAUAACAAAAUAAGAAUAACAAACCACUGAGUGAACUGUGAGGAUAAUAAUGUACAAUAUGGCAGAUGGAGGAUAAGUCUGUACCUCUGUACGGACUGAAUAUGGCCUUGCUGUCAUACUGUCAUUUUUUUGUAUCCACUAGAUGGAGCUAAUUUCACAGAUUUCAACUCUUCGUGUCUCCCUGAGCAUUUUCAAUGUCCAGCUUCCAUAAGUUAAGCAUCAUGUUGGAGUUCAGCAAAAAAAAUCCUUACUUCAGAUCUGAAUCUAAUAUAGGCAGGAUUUGAUAUGACUGAUUCUCUUUACAGGCAAAUAAUACCUUCACUUAUAAAACUAGGACAACACCGGCACAUGCUGUGGCCUCCUGCAUGUUAAGUAGCUUUACUCUGUCCCUGUCCAGGUGUGAUAUGACACCGCCAUCACUCAUCUCAUCUAAAAGAGCAGCACGCUUCCUGAUGCUGCCAAACGCCCGAUCAGGGAGCGUUCUGCUAUUGAGUGAUGCUUGUUACAUCUCCUAUUGUGUUGGAGCUCUGUUCCCUCCUUCUAUAUGAAGAUGGAUGGCCCACAUUGCCUGUGCCUUGGCAUGAUGGAGAGGCAUAAAAAGGAGGAAAAUGUGCAGUGUGCACUGUAAGCAUAUCUGUGGUCCCGAAGUCCCAGGACUCAGCCAUUCUCCUCUCGACCUUGGCUGCCUCUAUUAACAUGGGACGUAGGUGACCUGGCAGUCCUUAUAAUGGAUGGAUGUCUUUUACAGUUAGUAGUUAAUGGCUAUGAAAGUUAAUGUAUGAUGAAAGACUGGAAAACAGAAAUUUUCCCAAAAGGCAGUGAAUUCUAAUGUGGCGACCACAUACUCUGGUUUUAAAGCCCUGAAUAUUCACUGCAUAUGAACAACAGCUGACACACAUAAUAUGAAGGCACUUUACUACUUUUUUUGGUAUGCUAUUUUUUGAAGACUCCUUGCGGAAAGAGCCAAGCCAAAGCCAGCUGGUCAGCCAGCAAAAUAGCGAGGGACUCCUCCUCCUGCUCCUUCAGCUGGGCAGUUUCUCUCCAGAGAGACCCGAUUGAUCCCUUCCUCAGUCUUGAACUUGGUGACAGGCUCGAGCUUGGUUGAGGUCAGCAGUCUUUUUUUUUGCAGGCCCUCCGACUCCUGACAGAGGACAUCUUGCUCAUUCCUUAGGCCUUGAAUCAGUUCCCGAUUCUCUCUUUCUCUUUCAGCCUGUGACUUGUUCUCCCUCUCUCUCUCUCUCUCUCUCAAAUUGCUGCUGACGGGUGUCUUUUUGUCACUGCAACUGCUCACUCAGCUCCAGUCUCCAGGUCUGCUCCUUCUGGAGCUCAGUGGUGAGAUGAUCUACUUGUUUUGACAGAGUCAUUCUCGUUAGUCUUUAUCUGGUAGAGAACUCACCUUUAGCCUUUAGCUAACCUUUAGCUGCUUGACCCACUUGUUGGAAAAGUUGUUUUUCACCUGGUUUUGCAUGUUUUUGUGGUUGUUUUGUACCACUUUGUGGUUGUUUGAAUGACUUACCAACAAGAAAUGUUAAAAGUUACUUCACUAAGAGGCUCUAUUCCAGGGUCCCUGGGUGGGAGACCUGUCCAUCUAUGAUGCUAAGUGUGUAUCUUUGCUCACAGGCUCCCACAAUGGAAAAAAAAAAAAUAAAGAAAACACUUUCACCAUUUAAACAUAGUAAAGGGAACAUUAUGUUGAUGCACAGGUAAAAAGAAAUAACACAAAGCACAACAAGGUCAGUAAAGACCAGCAACAAAACACCAGAGAGACAUUAGUGUCCAUUAUUCUCCCUGUAUCAUUAGUAUUUCCAUAUAACUUUAAAGGCUAUUAUGAGGCAGCAGGCUCAGAUCGUCUAUAAAGAGACUGUCGACAGUCCCUCACCUGGGGGUCCAAUGUUGAAACAGCAUUGUCGACAAUCUGCCUGGCAGAGAUACCUCUAAGCGACGUAGCAAACCAAUAUCAGCUCUGGGGGGCGCUGUUCUAAAGCUAACCGUGACCUCUGACUGAGAACAGUAUUACUUGCAGACAUUAUUAAAGUAUUAUAAGUACUAAAAGGCGGUUUUAUAGUGAUGAUUUAUAUGAAAGGAUCAGCAUUUGGGCAUUUUUAAUUCUAGAUACAAGUGAAGACAGUGUGGUAACGGGCAAAUAAUGUGCUUAAUCAUUACGGAUAGUGAUGACAAUCGCCUGUUAUUUUGGGGCUAUAAUUUUGACAGCGAGAGCGCUUUACAUAGUCUGUGGUGUUUACCUGACUUUAAAGUGAACUUGCAGUUUAAUUAUAACAGGCACAACAGUCUCUCUGUAAUAUUGCGGAAAUAUAAUAACGCAGCAAAGAUUUUUAGGGCAUAAUCUUUGUGGUGUCUCUGUCAAAAUGCAUUAGAGAGAAACAACCUUUAUUUAUUUAUUUUUAGGGUGAGUGAAUUGUAACGACAGGGAGCCCCCAGCCUCACAGCUACAGCGGAUCAGCCUGACAGCCUAUGAAACGUGCCUCUCCAGACGCACGGUGGUAUCCAGCCCAUUACACAGGCGGAGAUGUGGAGGUCAGUCGCUCAUCAGAGCAACGCGCCGAUUUGUCUCCACACUAAACCCCUUCUUUCCUCUGUUCCCAUCGUACUCUUCUCCUCCAGAGGCAAUUACUGCUUUGGCGUCGGACUCCGUCGGCACAUUCCGCCCAGUCACGUCUCGCUGUGUGGUUUCCAUUUUCUUUUUUUUUUCUUCUUCUUUUUUUCGGGUGGCAGGUGUCCCGCUGCGUCGUCGUCCGAACAUCGGACAAGUGAUGCUCUGAGCUGCACUGUUGCUCCGCUGUCCCUUCGCGUCUCUGCAGCAAACCGGGCUGGAGAUGGUCCCAUGCUCAACUAACCGGCUUCGUACAGAGGUUAGACUCUCAGUCAACAGAGGGCCACAGCCACAAACACAUCACCCACCCUCCUCCUGGCUGCAUUCAUCUAAACAGGCAGUGAGGACAGACAGGGGCUGAGCACGUGAGACUGUGUGUAUGUUUACGUGUGUGUGUGUGCGUGCGCGUGUGUGUUUGUGUGUGUAAGUGUGAGGGGCUACUGUUGACCAGGCUAUGAGCACGUCUCAGAGGGAGAGCCGUUCGAUGCUGAGUUGAGCAAAAGGGGGGAGCAGAAGAGGAGAAACUGUAAAGAGGAGCAGCCAUGGGGCUCGGACAGUCCAGCAAGGCUCCAGUCACCGAUGACACAGAUGAGGUCAAUUUCGACCACUUCCAGAUCUUGAGGGCAAUAGGAAAGGGAAGCUUUGGGAAGGUCUGUAUUGUGCAGAAGAAGGACACUAAGAAGAUGUACGCCAUGAAGUACAUGAACAAGCUAAAAUGUGUGGAGCGGAAUGAAGUGAGGAACGUACUGAAGGAGCUGCAGAUCAUGCAGAACCUGGAGCAUCCAUUCCUGGUCAACUUCUGGUAUUCCUUCCAGGAUGAGGAGGACAUGUUUAUGGUGGUGGACUUGCUCCUAGGAGGAGACCUGCGCUACCACCUCCAGCAGAAUGUCCACUUUUCAGAGAGCACCGUCAAACUCUACGUCUGUGAACUGGCCCUAGCUUUGGGAUACCUCCGCACCAAGCGCAUCAUACACAGAGACAUCAAACCUGACAACAUACUACUGGAUGAACAUGGCCACGUCCAUCUAACAGAUUUCAACAUUGCAGCCAUUGUAAAAGACGACCUAAAAGCAACGUCCAUAGCUGGGACCAAGCCGUACAUGGCUCCUGAGCUUUUCCAGACCUUUGAGGGGUCCCACCCUGGUUACUCCUUUUCUGUUGACUGGUGGUCACUGGGCAUCACAGCCUACGAGCUACUAAGAGGACAGAGACCAUAUGUGAUGAGAUCCAGCACACCAGCUAAUGAGAUCCUUCAGACCUUCCACAAGGUCCACCCCAGCUACCCAGCAGGCUGGUCUUUGGAGAUGAAGUCUCUUCUCAGAAAGUUGCUGUGCAUAGAUGUCCAGAAGCGCAUUUCCUGUCUAGCAGAGCUGCAGGAUCUGGACUACAUGUCAGACGUCAACUGGGACGCUGUUCUCAGCAAACAGCUUCCUCCAGGCUUUAUUCCCAAUAGGCGGAGGCUAAACUGUGACCCUACGUUUGAGCUGGAGGAAAUGAUCCUAGAGUCCAAACCCCUUCACAAGAAGAAGAAAAGGCUCGCUAGAAAGACCAGGGACCAGGGAUCUGAUGGGUCCCCACAGAAUGGUCAGCUGCAGCAGCGAUUGGAUAAUGUCCAGAGAGACUUCAUUGUUUUCAAUAGAGAAAAGUCAAGGAAAGCAGUGGCAGACGCAGAGACUUCUGAGCUGUCCAUGAGUGAGAAGAACAAGGCGAUAGAAGACGGACAGAAUAACAAUGUUGAGCCAGCUGCCUACUUAUCAGGAUAGCUUUCAUGACCCUACUUACUCCCUUAUCACUUGCAUCUGCCCACGGCUUGUAGAUCAGCAGUUUACACCCAGAUACCUAUUGUUCUAUCAACACAGGCACUUCUUCAGCGUUCCUGCACAACUGUUCCGUCUAUACAAGAACAAAUGCAGCACUGUAUGCACCUGCGCAUCACUGUUCACCCAAAAAAAAUAAAUACAAAAAUAAAUAAAUAAAAAACACAUUAUCAAGAGCUCCAGAACUGCAGGAGUGAAAUGGACUCCUGGAGCAACAGCCAUGCCAGAGACAGGCUAUUUUUUUCUUUUGCUUUCUUGUCACCAAGAAGAAUGACUCUCUGCAGAGUGUCACUCGUGUCAUGCUCCCUUACAUCACUCUGGUGCUCUAAGGUCUGCUCAACCUUAUACUCUGGGCAGCGUGCUGAAGUGAAAAACAGGUCACUUCCCUGCCAAUAAGGAGACAGUGCCACACCUGCUCAGCUGUUAUAGGAAAAUAAAGUCUAAUGUGGUCAGCUAUGGCUGAAAGCUGCUACUGUCUUGGGCAGGACACUCAGAUUUUUUAAUCUUAGGGCAACAUUUUCUGGCUGAUUACAGUUAUUUAAAUAUGACAAUGAUUCUCCAGUGCUACAUUGAAUGACAGAGCACUCGGAGUUGGGAUGGCAACAUAUGGUAUGUUGAAAAACAAACACUUGGAUGGAUGGCUUUGUUCCAUGUGAUCUACAUUACUUGAGAUUCGAGCAUGACAACACAUUCGAGUACAACACAUUAAAGUGGAGAGGUUAAUAAGGUAAAAUGAGGCCUUUGUUUUUACCACAGCAACCACAGAUUCCUCUAAGGUAGAAAUUAAAGAGCUGAACUGUAGGCUUGAACGCGAAUGGCUCACUUUAUCAUAGCAGCAGAUACAUGGGUGUAAUGGUCAUUAUGCUUAGCUUUGCUAGUCAAGCUAAUGAAGAUGGUAGGGAAUGCAACAUUUGGUACAAUGAACAGCUCCCUCACCUGCAGAUGUAGGCAAGACAUGCUCCAAGUUUUCCUCACUGCAGUAUGCUUUAAGAUUUGAAAUGCACUUAACUAAAAAUGGUUUUAAAAUUCAGCUUGAAGGUGUAUUCGUGACCUUGGAAGUUGGAGCUGCUUAGCGAAGGCUCCCAGAUGUGGUUGAAUGCUUCAACCACAUCAAGCAAGUGGACGUUCUGGAAGAAGUGUUUUUGUCAAACUGGUUUUAAAAUCCUUUAAAACACUGACAAUUUGGACUUAGCCUUUGCCUGAAUCUGCAGAUGAUCAGCUGAAGCUGAAGCUUCUAUGAAAACACAGAAGAGGUAGAUGGUAGAUAUUAUAUGUUCUGCACUGAACCUUGCUUUGCACAUGCUUCUUCAUCAGCUGUAGCAUUUAUGCACAGAGAGACAAAAAAAAUCUUAAGAUGUGAGUGAAUACUUAUUCCCUUAGGGACAAAUUUAUAGACAAGGAUUAAGCUGAGUCCUAGAUAAGAUUCAUUUUUACUAUCUACAUUGAAAUUUAUUUUUGUCAAAUAAUUUUUGAUGUCCUUCCUCUUUUGUGUUGGAUACAAUCAGUUACAUCUGUGCCACCAGAUAAGUCUGUAAAUUUGUUUUGCAAUUAAUUGCUGCCACAGAAGAGGAAUACAUUUGCAGUCUGCUUCUGCAACAGCAGUCGUGUACAGAUGGUGUUCAGCAGUAAUCUGAAAUUCAGCACCAGCUGGAUAACACAGUGAAGGGAAAAAAAUCUCAAUAUUGAUUUUCACAAUUUUUUCACAUUCAGAGUUGCUAACAAGAAAAAAACAAACAAAUCAAAUAGACACCAAGCAAGGCAAUAUCCCUCAUUCAUACUGGAAGAUUUACUGUAGACAAAACACACCUGCCUCUGAAGUUUGCAGAGGGAUGCCUUACACUGUAGAUAUGGCACACAGCUGGUUCCCUUCAACUGUACAUGAAAGUAGUAAAAACCUGAGCUUUUUCACAAUCAGCAAGUAAAUGUGAUUUCUACAAAUGCCUAGUCAUUCUGGUGACCUUGAUCUCAUCUAUCUGUAAUAUGACGCAAUCCUCUCCAAGUCUAUAACACUUGCAAUUAUAUUGAAAACAUAUUCAAUUCAAAACUGUUGGCACUUUUCUAUUGAAAUUGGUACAAUGUUUUGACUUACCUUUGUGUUGUUGUUGUUGUUGUUGUUGUCACUGAUGUAAUUUUACAUAUCCAAAGGUGGUUUCCUGUAUAAGAUGUAAGAUAUAGUGGGAUAGUUUAACAGAUGGACUAAUCAUAGGUAAACCCAGAGUGAAUAAUAUUUGUGAAUGAUUAUCUUAAUUUGUUCAUAUAUAAUAGGAGCACCUCAUGAGAUGGGUUUAUUGCAUCAAGUAAAUGACUGGUUAUCAUCCAGUGAGGCAGACUUAGCCCUUCCAAAAGCGAAGGUUUGGAAUAAUCAUUGACAAAUAGUAUUUGACCCAGGUAAUACAGAUGUUUGAAAAAGGCAUUGUAUCUGAAAAAAAUAAUUUAGUCUGAGAACAGAAUUUCAUCCCUAUUAAGGUUUUGUUGUCCUUCAGUUGUCAUUGUGUGUUUAUUGUAUUCAAACGUGAUGGAGUUGCAAACUAUUAAGGUGUGCCUUAAAUAAUGACUUUCUUUUUCUGAACCAA